Molecule: messenger RNA, 12170 nt
Organism: Chelonus insularis
Lineage: Eukaryota; Metazoa; Arthropoda; Insecta; Hymenoptera; Braconidae
Gene: Dhc62B
Product: Dynein heavy chain at 62B
Exons: 9
Coding region: 188-12004 (3938 amino acids)
Biological process (GO): microtubule-based movement
Cellular component (GO): dynein complex
Molecular function (GO): ATP binding; dynein intermediate chain binding; ATP hydrolysis activity
Source: RefSeq, a predicted model, not a curated record
UUGAAGCAACUGAGGAACUCGUUUCUCAGUUCAACAAUAAUUGAUGCCGUUAUCGAUAUCUUUAUAAUUGUUCUUACUUUUUAUUCCAAUAAUUUACUUGUUUAUAUUCUAAUCUAUUUCUUGUUAAAUCUAGUUAUUUAGUUAUUUAUUGAUUUGAAUAGAAAAAAAGGAAUUUAGAUACAUCAAAAUGUCAGAAUCAUCCAAUUUUUACAAUCUUUCUAAUGCGAAAGUUUAUCAGCCAAAAAUGCGAGCAUUACUAUCGUUGAAUGAAUUUGACACGAAAAUUAAUGAAAAAAAAGGCCUGGGCAAAUUCCAACUUGAUAAGCUACGGAUUGAAGAAGUGCAAGAAUUAAUGAAAAUCACUGCUGUCAAGACAAAAAAUCAAAUACAGAAGAAUAUGAAUGACUAUCGAACUAUACAUCAAUGUCACUUAGGCAUUUCACCAAGACUUUGCUUAGAAAAAAUGAAACAAUUUGCUGAUCAACUGCCAACUAUUGGACUUCUUCCAAAUUGGAAGGAUAAAAUAAAGAAACUUGUACCACAAAAAUUGCAAAAAAAAUUCCGGGAAUCUUUUGAAUCACAUCUGAAAGAGAUUGAGAGUUUAUAUUAUGAUAGAAUUCAUGAAAUUGGAGUGAAUUGUGUGGUACCUUUGGAUUUUAAUUACGAAAUUCUUCGCGAGCAUUAUUUUAGAUUUGAAGGAAGGACAAUUUAUCGGCCUCGAUAUUUAAAAAAUCGCCACAAUUUAGAGAAGAUAUUCUUUUAUUCUCAUAAAUUAAUACGAAACAUUUUUUUACGAGCACAAUCAUUACUUCCUCAUGUCAUUUGUGAUUUGGAAACUUAUCGUCAACUUGGAUUCCUUGAACCGAACAAAUUUUUUAACAUCAUUGAUGAAGACAUUGAUAAAGGAAUUUUAAUUAUCAAGAAUACGUAUUAUGCUAGCAUUGUUACUUUAGUUACAACUAAAAGAUACGUCAAUGAUAUUCCACCAAAAUUAUUACUUCAAUUUCUUCAAGCUGCUUCGAAAUUAAUGUCUUAUCAAAUAAUCAAGAUGCUUAUAAACAGCAUCAAUCAUAUGUUAAAUAUUCUAGAUGAUGAUCUGGCUAGACCAUGUAUAAAAUUUCAAUUAAAAUAUGAGAAUAAUAAUAUCGUUAUUAUUCCUUUGAAAGAAGAAUUUUAUGAACGAUUUCAUAUGGUAUUGGAUAGAAUCAGUCAUGCUGGAUCAUCUUUAAAUUGUUUGGAAUUAUGGUUGGCAAUGAAAUCAGAUAAUGAGCUUAUUUCAGCUGCUGUUCCUGACUGGUUUAUGCAAGAAUCACAUGAACGAUUGACAUUUAUUUUAGAAAAGCUUUGGAAAUCUCUAGAUAAUUGUGUUGUAAAUUUUCAAAAUAAGUUUGAAAUUAUUUACAAUUUAGAAAGUUACACAGAAAUUGACCAGUUCAUUAGCAAAGAGCAUACUUUUGAAGAAUAUCUGAAGAGAAUUCAAGAUUUAAAUAAGAUUAUCAGUGAAAUUGAUGGGCUAUCUGAAAAUGAGUAUGUAGAAAUAGGAAAAAUCUAUCAAGGCGGUACUAAAAUUGGUUUAAAAAAUCAUGUCAAAAGAAUGCGAGAGAAUCUUAUUCGACAAUUAUUAAAAAUUCAUCAGGAUUUUAAUCAUCAAAUUUGUUUUGAGUUUGAAAUAAUUCAAAACCGAGCUUUAACGAUGCCCAAAACUACUAAAGAACUUCUUGAAUUAGGACAGUAUAUGAUUUAUAUAAAUACAACAUUUAUGGAAGAAGUGAUAAAUAAAAUUAAGUCCUCAAUUUCAAACAUGAUUUCUCUAAUGGAAAUGACGAACUUUGAUCCUAGUGAUUAUAAACUGAAUACAAAAACUGUAAGCUGGUUAUCAAACAUUAAAGAGAUACUUAAACAAAGUAAUACUUUAUAUGAACAGACAAAGUUUGAUCUUGAAGAGCAGUUGCGAGGAAAGAUUAAUGAUUUAAAUUUUGAAAUAAGUGAAAUAUUUUCGCGAUUAGUAAUAAUGAAUGAUAUGGAUGAUGCUGAUCGAAUUCGGGAGUACAUUGAAGACAUGAGGAAAUUUACUCUUGCAUUAGAGAAAUUUGAUGAACAAGUGAAGUGGAUAAAUAGUGAGGAAAGUCUUUUUGGUUUCCCUCAAACCGUCUACCCUGGAAUACUAGUGUUAAAUAAAUUAAUUACGCCAUUUUAUCAAUUAAUUUAUCUAGCUCUUAAAUGGCAACGAGAAAGUGGAGCCUGGUUAGAUGGUCCAAUGGAGUACCUUGAUGGUAAUAUUAUUGAAACUCGUACAGCUGAAUAUUACGCUGAAUUUAGUAAGAUAUCUAAAUCUUUUCGUGCUAAAUUAAAACAUCAAAUGGCUGAUGAGUAUUCUAAUAUUUUUACUGGAUUUGUUGAUGAUCCGGACCCUUCUAAACAGCCUACUCCUGUAAAACUAUGUACUCAAUUACUUGACAAUGUUAAAUGGUUUCAAAAGUAUCUUCCAAUAGCAACUUGCUUUCUUAAUCCUGCUCUCCAACAGAGACAUUGGGAUGAAAUAUCUAGUAUUGUUGGUGUUGAUGUUACUCCAGAUGCUGGUACAACUCUCCGAAAAAUUAUCAAUCAAAAUUUGACCAAAGAUUUAGAUAAGUUUAUUGAGAUAAGUAUUGGGGCAUCAAGAGAAUUAUCUUUUCAAAAAUUGUUUACUAAGAUUACCCAAGAGUGGGAAGUGAUGACAUUUAGUACACUUGCUUACAAAGAUGUUGGUACUAUUUUAACUCAAGUAGAUGACGUUCAGACAAUUCUUGAAGAGCAUAUUGUAAAAAUCCAGAUGAUGAGAGGUUCAGCUUUUUCUAAACCUAUUGAAAAUGACGUUAAAAUUUUCUAUGACCUUCUUUUGAUGAUUCAGAAGACUAUCAACGAAUGGACACAAGUUCAGAUGCAAUGGAUGUACCUGCUACCAAUUUUUUCUAGCAAGGAUAUCGUUAGUCAAUUGCCAGAGGAAGGACUGAUGUUUGAACAAGUUAAUAAAAUUUUCAGAGAUGCCAUGAAGUCUGUAGAUCGCAAUCCUCAAGUUAAAAAUUCUGCAGGAUCUGAAAGGCUUUACAGAGUCAUGAAAAGAGCUAAUGAAUUAUUAGAAAAAGUCAACGAUGGAGUUAUUAAUUAUUUAGAAAAGAAACGAUUGUUUUUUCCACGAUUUUUUUUCCUUAGCAAUGAUGAUAUGCUUGAAAUCCUGUCGGAAACAAAAGAUCCUUCAAAGGUACAACGUCAUUUGAAAAAAUGCUUUGAAGGAAUAGCAAGACUUGGUAUCAAUGAAAAUGAUGAAAUUCUAUCAAUGAUCAGUGAUGAUAAAGAAGAAAUAAACUUUCAAAAAAUUAUUUGUACCAAAGAUGCUAAAGGUUGCGUUGAACGAUGGCUAAUCCAAGUAGAAGAGCAGAUGAUAAAAUCUAUAAAACAUGAAAUCAUGAUGAGUUAUUAUGAUUAUGAAAGUACUACAAGAGCUCGAUGGGUGUUGAUGUGGCCAGGACAAGUGGUACUUUGUGUUUCACAAAUUUACUGGACUGCAGCUGUUCAAAAUUGUUUUUCAACUCAUAUGGUUUCACCUCUUCAGAUACUCUAUGAGAAUCUAAAGGUCCAAAUGGUUGAUAUGAUUAAUUUAGUUCGAGGACAGUUAAAAGCACAAAAUCGCACGACUCUCAAUGCUUUGAUUACAAUAGACGUUCAUGCUCAAGAUGUGGUAAAGCUAUUGAUCGAGAAGGGAAUUGUAAGUGAGACAGACUUCGAGUGGUUGGCACAAUUACGUUAUUAUUGGAAAGACAAUGUACUUAUAAAAAUUAUUAAUGCCACCGUACCUUAUGCCUAUGAAUAUUUAGGAAAUUGUUCGAGACUUGUUAUCACUCCUCUUACAGAUCGAUGCUACAGAACUUUGAUUGGAGCUUAUUCUCUUCAUUUGAAUGGAGCUCCUGAAGGUCCAGCAGGAACGGGAAAAACAGAAACGACGAAAGACCUAGCACGAGCAAUAGCUGUUCAAUGUGUUGUCUUCAACUGCUCAGAAAGUUUAGAUUACAAAAACAUGGGGAAAUUUUUCAAAGGACUAGCAUCGUGUGGAGCUUGGGCCUGUUUCGAUGAAUUUAAUCGAAUCGAAUUAGAAGUACUUUCUGUAGUAGCACAGCAGAUUUUAUGUAUUAUUCAAGCUGUCAGAGCGAACCUAACAACAUUUGUCUUUGAAGGAACUGAGUUAACUUUAAAUCCUGCGGUUUACAUUUGUAUCACAAUGAAUCCUGGGUAUGCAGGUCGUUCUGAGCUUCCUGAUAAUCUUAAAGUUCUUUUCAGAACUGUUGCCAUGAUGGUACCAGACUAUGCCAUGAUUGCUGAAAUUUUUCUUUACUCUUCCGGUUUCUACGAAGCAAGAACUUUAGCUGUAAAAAUUGUAUCUACAUUCAAACUGUGUUCAGAACAACUUUCUACUCAAGCUCACUAUGAUUAUGGAAUGAGAGCAGUUAAAGCUGUUUUAACUACAGCACAAAAUUUAAAAUCAAAAUUCCCUGAUGAAGAUGAAUUAGUUCUGAUUCUUCGAUCAAUUGUUGACGUAAACCUGCCUAAAUUUUUAUCCCAUGACAUUCCAUUGUUUCAAGGAAUUAUAUCUGAUUUAUUUCCUGGAGUAAAUUUACCAUCUCCUGAUUAUGAAAUGUUAAUAAAAGCUCUACAAACAAUUGCUGAUCAACGAAAUCUCCAAUUAUAUGACGGAUUUCUACUCAAAAUAAUUCAAACUUAUGAAAUGAUGAUAGUCCGAUAUGGCUUAAUGCUAGUUGGUGGUCCUUUUGGAGGUAAAACAUCUGUUUUACAUACUCUAGCUGAUGCAUUGACGUUGGUGGACAAGUGGAAAAAUGUCGAUGAUAUUUCAACAAUUUACACGACUAUAAAUCCAAAGUCCAUUUCUAUAGGACAGCUUUAUGGACAGUUUGAUCAUAUUUCUAGCGAAUGGACUGACGGAGUUAUUUCAAAAAUAUUUCGAAAAUUUAGUUCUGAUGAAUCUUUGUCCAGAAAAUGGAUCAUUUUUGAUGGACCAGUUGAUGCAGUAUGGAUAGAAAACUUAAAUACAGUCCUUGAUGAUAAUAAGAAAUUAUGUUUAACUUCUGGAGAAGUGCUACAAAUGACAGGAACUAUGUCAAUGGUAUUCGAAACAAUGGAUCUGCUUCAAGCAUCACCAGCUACCGUCUCCAGAUGUGGUAUGAUUUACAUUGAGCCUCAGGUGUUUAAUUGGAAAUAUUUUAUAGAAUCUUGGUAUAAUACAUUAAACUUAAAAUGGGCUAAAGGUAGCAUGACUUUAAUAAAAGAUCUUUUUGAAUGGCUAAUUGAUAUAUGCUUGGAGUUCACUCUAAAAAAGUGUCGAAUUUCUCUCUAUUCUGGACAGUUAAAUCAAUUUAUGUCGACUUUAAGUUUAUUCCAAAUAUUUUGCGACGAUGCAAUGGAAGAAAAUGGAGCGGAAAAAAAUAUUGAAAGCUAUAUCAGCUCUUGGAUCCAAGCUGCAAUGAUGUUGGCAGUGGUUUGGGGAAUCGGAGGUACUUUGGAUGCAGAUUCUCGAGUUCAUUUUAAUCAUUUCUGUGCUAGUCUUUGGAAAAAUCAAGUUGAAACACAUCCAGUACCUUCAAGUGUUGCAGAAGAUUUGAUUUCAUUACCAUCAGAAGGCAUGAUUUAUGAUAAUUAUUAUACUUUUAAAGGUAAAGGAGCAUGGAAGACGUUUGAAGAUAACUUGAAGAAUGAAAAAGUUCUUGAAAAACUUAGUAUUAAUCAGAUAGUUGUUCCAACAGUUGAUACUCUAAGAUAUCAAUACCUCUUUUUGAAGCAUAUCAAACAUGGAAGAAGAUUUUUAUUCUAUGGAGAAACAGGAACAGGAAAGAGCUUUUAUAUUCAAAACAUUAUAAUGAAUAAGUUAGAUCAGAAGAGCUAUUUACCAAAUAUGAUCACCUUUACACCACAAACAACAGCAGCUGAGACUCAAGAAUUAGUUAUAAAUAAAUUAUUUAGACAUAAAAAAAAUAUGUAUCGUCCAAUUGAUACAUCUUGUUGUAUUGUUUUUAUUGAUGACAUUAACAUGUCUGCUAAAGAAACAUAUGGAGCUCAACCAGCCAUUGAAUUACUUAGACAAGUGUUUGAUCAUAAUCAUUGGUAUGACUUGAAACAAGUAGAAAAAAUGUAUAUUUUAGAUACGAUAUUUAUUUGUGCAAUGGCACCACCAGGAGGUAGUAGGCAAGAAAUUUAUCAAAGAUUUCUCAGGCAUUUCAAUUUAUUUUCAAUCAAUCAUUUUUCUGAUAAAAGUAUUUUACGAAUUUUCACUCAUUUAUCACUAAUUGGGUUAAAACGUAAUGGAUUUGCCUCGGAUAUUAACACUGUAAUUGAUGAAAUUGUAAACGCAACUUUAGAAGUUUUUAAAAGAGUAGGUAAUGAAUUGAGACCAACUCCAAUGAAGUCUCAUUAUUUAAUUAAUUUACGAGAUUUUGCUAAAGUUAUUAUUGGCUGUAUUAUGAUUAGAAAAGAGUCUGUAGUAUCAAAAACUACUUUUACCCGUCUGUGGGUUCAUGAGACUUUAAGAAUAUUUGGUGAUCGCUUAGUUGAUCAGAAAGAUCGACAUUGGCUUUUUUUACAAAUAAAACAUGCUGUUCAACAUUCGUUGAAGGAAUCGUUUGAUACAGCUUUCAAUAACUUACCAAAGUUUGAGGGUCAAUUGACAGAAGAGAGUCUGGAAGAUUUAAUUUUUGGAAACUUUAUGAACAUUGAUGUACCGGUGAUAGACAGAAGAUAUGAAGAAGUAUCUGUGAUGAAAGAUUUUGAAGAGAUAGCUUUUCAAUGUAUUGAAGAUUACAAUUUAAGUCAUACUACUAAAUUAGAAAUAAUUCCAUUUAAAUUUGCUUUGAAACAUUUAGCAAGAAUAAGUAGAGUUCUAGCGAUUCCUGGAGGAAGUUUAUUGAUGAUUGGGCUUAAAGGAUCUGGACGACAAUCCUUGACAAGAUUAGCAGCUCAUAUGACAAGCUAUCAACUGUUCCAAUCUAAGAUUGGUAAUUUAUAUGAUCUAGAUGAGUGGAGAGAAGACAUUAAAAAAAUUCUAAAAAUGUCUGGUGGUACUGGAAAAGAUGUGGUAUUUCUUUUUACUGAAGAGCAGAUAAAAAAUGAAGUAUUUCUAAGUGAUAUUAACAGCUUGUUAAAUUUAGGAGAAAUUCCGAAUUUAUUUAAUCCAGAAGAGAAGCAAGAAAUAAUAGAAAUGUGUCGAUUGGCAGCUCAAAAUAAUGAUAGAAAUUUAGAUUUAUCAGUGCUGACAAUUUUAUCAUAUUUUGUUAAUCGUUGUAAAGAAAAAUUACACCUUAUGCUGUGUUUCAGUUCUAUUGGAGACAAAUUACACGCUAGAAUAAGAUUAUUUCCAAGUAUUGUUAACUGUUGUACAAUCGAUUGGUUUGAAGUUUGGCCUGAGGAGGCUUUGGAACAAGUCUGUGUUAAAUUUAUCACAAAUAUCAAUAUCACAGAAAGCGAUAAAAUUAAUGUUGUUCAGGCUUGCAAGUACUUUCAUAGUUGUGCCAAAAAUGUUAGUGAUAACUUUUAUCGAUCUUCUGGAAGGAAAACAUAUGUUACAACAACAACCUUCUUGGAUUUAAUUAGAGUUUAUGAAAAAUUAAUGAGUGAAAAGCAGAAUGAAAUAAUACACCUGAAGGAUAGGUAUUUAAAUGGUGUAAAUAAAUUAAUUUUUGCUGCUAAACAAAUAGAAAAAAUAAAAGAAGAUCUUCAAAAAUUAAAGCCUGGACUUGAAGAAUCUGCUAAACAAACAACUGAAAUGAUGAAAAUAAUUGAAGCUGAAAAUAUAACAGUAGAAAAAACGAUGGCUUUGGUGAAGAAGGAUGAAGAUUCUGCUAACUAUCAAGCAGAAAUAGCUAAAGCUUUAAAAGCUGAAUGUGAAGCAGAUCUUGCUGAAGCUCUUCCUGUUCUUGAAGAAGCUCUAGAAGCUUUGAAUAUUCUUAAACCAAGUGAUAUAUCUUUUAUUAAAGUCAUGAAAAAUCCACCAGCUGGAGUUAAACUUGUCAUGUCAGCAAUCUGUGUAAUGCUUCAAAUUCCACCUGAUAGAAAAAUCAUCCCAGAAACUGGGAAAACUUCAUUAGAUUAUUGGACUCCAAGCAAAAAACUCCUAAGUGAUAUAAAAUUCCUUGAACAUUUACGGAAUUAUGAUAAAGACAAUAUACCUGAAAAAAUUAUCCAUGAAAUCAAGAAAACUUAUUUAUCCAAUCCAAAUUUUACACCUUCAGUCGUUGCAAAAGCUUCUCAAGCAGCUCAAGGUUUAUGCAAGUGGGUUCGUGCUAUAGUACUUUAUGAUAAAGUUGCUAAAGAAGUGGCACCAAAAAAAGCUCAACUGGAGAUAGCAGAAAAAGAUUAUUCAAAUAUCUUAGCUGUGCUUGAAGAGAAACGACAAUCAUUGUUGGAACUUAAUGAAAAAUUAUCAGAACUGAAGACGAAUCUCCAGACAAUUCUAGAGAAGAAAACUGACUUAGAAAACCAAGUGUCCAAUUGUAAAAAUCAAUUAAUUCGAGCUGAAAAACUUAUUAGUGGGUUGGGUAAUGAGAAAGAUCGAUGGACAAUGAUGGCAGAAAGACUUCAGAUCUCUUAUAAUACUUUACCAGGAGAUAUUCUAAUUUCUUCUGGUAUUAUAGCGUACUUGGGACCCUUUACAUCUAAUUAUCGAUCAGAUUGUGUCGAUAAAUGGACUGCUUUCGUCAAGAAUUUAAAUAUUUCUUGCUCUGACAGUUAUAAUUUUAUCAAUAACCUAGGUUCUGAUGUUGAAAUAAACUCAUGGAAUAUUUUUAGCUUGCCUCGUGAUUCGUUUUCAACAGAGAAUGCAAUUAUUAUGAGCAAUUCAAAGAAAUGGAGUUUAUGUAUCGAUCCUCAAAGCCAAGCAAAUAAGUGGAUUCGGAACAUGGAAAAAUUAAGUGAACUUGAAGUAGUUAAAUUAAAUGAUAAUUACAUGAAAAUAAUUGAACAGUGUAUUGAAUAUGGUAAACCAGUUUUAAUUGAGAAUAUUCUUGAAGAGUUGGAUACUUCAUUAGAUCCUAUAUUAAUGAAGAAUAUCUACACUAUUAAUAAAGCAUAUUACAUUACUUGUGGAGAAAAAGUAAUAUCUUAUGAUCCAAGAUUUAGAUUAUAUAUGACUACUAAAUUACGUAAUCCACACUUCUUGCCGGAAGUUUAUAAUAAAGUGACAUUAAUAAAUUUUGCUCUAACAACUGUAGGUCUUGAAGAUCAGUUAUUAGAAAUUGUUGUAGCCAAAGAGAGGCCUGAUCUUCAAGAAAAACGAGAACAAUUGAUUGUUCAAAAAGCAACGAACCUAAAGACUUUGCAGGAAAUUGAAGAUAAUAUUUUAAAAACUCUCUCUACAAGUGGAUCAAAGAUUCUAGAUGAUGAAGAAGCUGUAGAAAUUUUAGACUCAUUGAAAAUAUUAUCGGUAAAUAUAUUAAAAAAACAAGAAUCUACCAAAGAAACAGAACGAAAGAUUGAAGUUUUCCGAUGUAAUUAUAAAUCCUUUGCAAAUUAUAGUUCUUUUCUUUUUUAUACUCUUACUGAUUUACCAAACAUCAAUCCAAUGUACCAAUUUUCUCUAACUUGGUUUAUUAAUCUUUAUAUUAUUUCCAUUGAGACUGCUAAUAAAAGUAAAAUUCUCAAGCAAAGAUUGAUAUUCUUAAGAGAUACUUUUACUUAUAAUCUCUAUCAGAAUGUUAGCAGAUCUCUAUUUGAAAGAGACAAGUUGUUAUAUUCUUUUUUGUUGUACACAACUAUUUUAUCAGUAAACCAAGAAAUAAAGAAAGAAGAAUAUAAAUUUUUCUUAUCUGAAGGGAUAAUAGUAGGAAAAGUUGAAGAAAAUCCAGCUAAAGAUUGGCUUCCGGCACGCUAUUGGGAGGAAAUAUGUCGUCUUGAUAGUCUUCCUUCAUUUGCAGGAUUUCGUGAAGAUUUUAAAAAUAAUUUAAAUAUUUGGAAACAAUUUUAUGAUUCAACUUCUCUAACAGAUGUGUUUAUUCCUGAAUAUUGGAAUAAAAGAUUGUCAGAUUUUCAGAAGUUAUUUAUCAUCAAAGCAGUCAAGCCGGAUAUUAUUACUAAAGAGAUCAUGAAAUUCAUAGAGAAAGGACUAGGACAAAGAUUUAUCACUCCACCGACUUUUGACAUAUCAAAGUCUUUCUUAGAUUCAAACUGUUUAACUCCUCUAAUAUUUAUUCUCCGUCCUGGGUUUGAUCCCAUGAGGGCUUUAGCUAACUUUGCUGCCACUAUGAACUUUUCUUCCAAAUUUGACUCCACUUCUUUAGGUCAAGGUCAAGGCCCCAAAGCACAAAGAUUGAUAGAAGAGGCUAAAGGUUCAGGUUCUUGGGUUUGUCUUCAGAAUUGUCAUCUUGGAGUAUCGUGGUUGCCCACUUUAGAAAAAAUUUGUGAAAAAAUGGACACAACAAAUACAAAUGCUGAUUUUAGACUAUGGUUGACAAGUUAUCCUUCGGAAGAAUUUCCAAUUUCUAUUCUUCAAAAUAGUGUAAAAAUAAUUGAUGAACCACCGACGGGUUUACAGCAAAAUUUAUUACGAUCGUAUACUUCAGAACCAGUAAAUAAUCCAGAAUUUUACGAAGGCUGUCCUGGGAAAGAAAAAGUGUUUUCAAGACUCCUAUAUGGCUUAUGUUUCUUUCAUGCUUUGGUACAAGAACGAAGGAAUUAUGGAGCCCAGGGAUGGAAUAUUAAAUAUGAAUUCAAUGAAUCUGAUUUUCAGAUAUCUGUUUGUCAACUGAAAAUAUUUAUCAACGACUAUGAUGAGAUUCCUAUCAAAGCAAUUACUUAUUUAACUGGAGAAUGUAAUUACGGAGGCAGAGUAACAGAUGACCGAGAUCGUCGAUGUUUAAUGACAAUUUUACAAGAUUUCUAUAAUGAAGAUAUAAUAAAUGAUAAUAGUUACACAUUUUUAAAUGGACUUGAAUAUAGUUUACCGAAAAAAAAUGAUUACCAAAGCUAUUUAAAAAAAAUUCAAGCUCUCCCUUCAAGUCCAUCACCCGAAGUUUUUGGUCUUCACUUCAAUGCAGAGAUUAGUCGUAAUCUAGAGAUUUCCAAAACCUUUUUUGAUUCGAUGAUGAAAAUCCAAGGUUCUACUGUAGUUAGAGAUAGUUAUGAACAAGAUGAAUUUUUGAUCAAACUCAAGAAUGAUAUUUAUGAUAAGCUUCCACCACUUUUUGAUCUUGAUGAGGCUAAAAAAAUGUAUCCAGUUUCUUAUGAAGAAUCAAUGAACACAGUUCUUGUUCAGGAAAUCGAAAGAUUUAAUAUCCUCCAUAGAGAAAUACGCAGGUCACUAGAGAUAAUGGAAAAAACUGUGCUGGGAAUGAUAGUAAUGACUGUUGAAAUGGAGACUUUCAUUCAACAAAUUUUAAAUGCUAAACUUCCUUCAAGAUGGAUGCAAGCCAGUACUUAUCCCAGUUUAAAGUCUCUUUCAGGUUUUAUAAAUGAUUUCAUUGAGAGAUUAAAUUUUUUCAAAAAGUGGUUGGACCAUGGAAAGCCUUCAAGUUUUUGGAUAUCAGGAUUUUCAUUUAUCCAUGGAUUUCUGACUAGUGUUUUACAAAAUUUUGCUCGAAAGUAUCAAAUGUCAAUUGACAAAGUAGAUUUAGACUUUGAGGUGAUGUCUGUUUACACAAUCUCAGAGGCUCCUGUCGAUGGAGUUUAUGUCUAUGGAAUGUAUUUAGCUGGCGGUAGAUGGGAUAUAGAUAAAACAGUUCUCGUUGAGAGUCAACCGAAAGUGCUAUGGGAUUUGAUGCCUAUUGUUUGGCUUAAGCCAAGCGAAAUUUCAUGUAUAAAGAUAGGAAAACGAUAUGAGUGCCCUUUAUACAUAACAUCAGCACGAUUUGGUACACUGAAAACAACGGGACAUUCAACUAAUUACGUUUUAAUGAUUUUGCUUGACACAGAAUUACCAGUGAGUCAUUGGAUCAAACGAGGCCUUGCUCUUUUAUGUCAACUAGAUGAUUGAGGAAGAUUCUUCGUUUAACUAGCUCGUUUAACUUUUUAAAAUAAUAUUCAACUAAGUAGACUUAUUAUUAUUCGGAUGAUUCUGUUGGAAGUGUGUUUAAUUAAUAAUCUAGGAAGUUCGUCAAAGCCACACCCUUUGAAGUUUGAAAAUAAAAAACAAGAAAAUG